UUGUGGUAACAUCAGUUUUAUUCUGCAUUCAUAAACAAGGGACAGAAUAGAUUGUCAUCUGCUGUGGGCAUCUGCGCAUGCUCGGUCUAGAAAGACGGAGUCACAUUCGUGUUAGCUAGCUGUACUGAACACAUUCUUUCCGGGCAAUAAAACACAUAGAACACUAAUAACCUUAACUUAAUGAAAACAUGGCGAAUAUAAUCUAAGACAAUUACUAUACAAACAAAAUAAAGCCAGCUCAACUUUUAUUUACUUUCCCAAUUAGUCAACACGAUAUUGCCAACGGAACCGCUCAUAAAGUCGUAACCUAUUCAGGAAUCCCACGUCACUCUGGAAAUUCCCCACAAUCCCUUGCGGCUACAAGUGCAGGUAAACAUGUACCGUAGCAGGCGGUGUAGUUUUCACAUUUAGAUGGAUUUAACACGGACUCUUUCAACGAUGUUACAUAUACAACUCGAGGUGUCGCCCCUUGGUGGUCAGGAGAGAGAAUGCAUCUUUAACUCAUGAAGCAUGGACUGACGGACUGUCGUCGGCUACGAGUUUUGCGCCUGGCAGAUAAAACUCGGGGUUAGCCCCCGCCCACUAGGACCCGUAUUUCCGGUCAGGUGGUUGUCUCGUCAGCUGCCGAUUCUCUGGUCUCCUAUUAGCUCCUGUUAGCUCAAAGGUGAAACCAUCGAACGGGUUCAGGUUAAACUGAAAUGACUCUACAGGGUCCGGGUCCUGGGUUUGGUUAGGUGGUCCUGGGUCCUGGGUUAGGGGGUUCCGGAUCCUGGUUUAAAGAGUUCCUGGGUCUGCUAGCUCAUUUAGCGUUAGCUUCCUCUGGAGCGCGUUAACGGGAAUCUGUUGUGUUCUGAUGAGAACACCAGAGACAUGGUUCCUGUUUAUGUUCCCGCUAACGUUCCCGGUCGUGUUUCCGCGGAGCAGCUGAUCUCAGUGGCAUCUGUUUGAAGAAGUCUCUCAGCUUCGGUGGCUGAUCUGAGGUCAUCGCUUUGCCUUCACCGGGGGACUCCUGCUGCCGCCAUGCUGACCUAGAGUCAGCUGUUCGUCUGCAGUGAGCUGGAUCCAGAGAUCGAGAUCAUGUCUGAGAACCAGGCCAACAACAACAAUGUCCCCCUGAACAACAACAACAUGGGACCCAACAGGAUUCGAAACCCCAACGUCAACCAGAAUCCCCUCAUCAAUGUCCGCGACCGGCUCUUCCACGCCCUCUUCUUCAAGAUGGCCGUCACAUACGCCCGACUGUUCCCUCCGUCCUUCAGGAGGGUCUUUGAGUUCUUCGUCCUGCUCAAGGCACUCUUCGUCCUCUUCAUCCUCGCCUACAUUCACAUCGCCUUCUCUCGCUCGCCCAUCAACUGUCUGGAGGUGGUGAGGGAGCGCUGGCCUCGUGACGGCAUCCUGCGGGUGGAGAUCCAGAGGAACUCCAGCCGAGCCCCCGUCUUCCUGCAGUACUAUGACUCCACGGGCCUCCAGGAGGAGCUGGAGGCGGAGGAGGGGGGUGGAGCAACGAGAGGAGUGGUGGGGCUCAGCCUAGCAGCUCUGCAGGAGGAAGAAGAAGACGAGGAUGAGAUGACCGUGGAGAUGUUUGACAACAGCUCUGUGCAGUUUGAGUUGGACAUUGAACCUCGUUUGAAGCCGUCUCUGAUUGGAGGAGGUGUUGGAAGAGGAGGAGGCGGGGGAGGAGCAGGAGGAGUGAACGACAGCCAGGACGUCUCCUUCAGCCAGACCACUAAAGGUAUGCAGCCGCUGAAGGAUUCAGUGUCUGAGCUGGAGAUGAUGACCAGAGCAGUCUGUUGCUGUCUGGGAGCUGAAAGGAGUCUGGUUGUGUCCUCAGUGUGGCCUCAGGAGGAGUACAUCGUGGAGUAUUCUCUGGAGUACGGCUUCCUGCGCUUGUCUCAGAGCACCAGACAGAGGCUCAACAUCCCUGUCAUGGUCGUCACUUUGGAUCCCAUGAAGGACGAGUGCUUCGGGGACGGCUUCAGUCGCUUCCUGCUCGACGAGUUCUUAGGCUAUGACGACAUCCUGAUGUCCAGCGUGAAGGCGCUCGCAGAGAACGAGGAGAACAAAGGGUUCCUGAGGAACGUGGUGUCUGGAGAACAUUACCGCUUCGUCAGCAUGUGGAUGGCCAGAACGUCCUACCUGGCCGCCUUCGUCAUCAUGGUCAUAUUUACUCUGUCCGUGUCCAUGCUGCUGAGGUACUCGCACCACCAGAUCUUCGUCUUCAUUGUGGAUCUUCUUCAGAUGUUGGAGAUGAACAUGACUAUCGCCUUCCCAGCAGCCCCUUUGCUCACCGUCAUUCUGGCCCUCGUUGGCAUGGAGGCCAUCAUGUCUGAGUUCUUCAACGACACAACGACCGCCUUCUACAUCAUCCUCAUCGUCUGGUUGGCCGAUCAGUAUGACGCCAUCUGCUGUCACACCAAUACCAGCAAACGCCACUGGCUGAGGUUUUUUUAUCUCUACCACUUUGCAUUCUACGCGUAUCACUACCGCUUCAACGGCCAGUACAGCAGCCUGGCGCUGGUCACCUCCUGGCUCUUCAUCCAGCACUCCAUGAUCUACUUCUUCCACCACUACGAGCUCCCUGCGAUCCUCCAGCAGAUCCGGAUCCAGGAGAUGCUGCUCCAGAACCAGAACCAGCAGGCGGGUCCGGCCCAGCAGACGGCCUUGCAGGACAACCUGAACAACAACAACAGUGCUGCUGCAGGACCCGGAGCCAGACCAGGACCAGGACCCAACAGCACCCAGCAGGAGGCUCAGUCGGACCCCCAGACCUCUUCCUCCCCAGCAGCAGCAGGAGGAGGAGGUGCAGGGGAGGUGAGGUCGGAGCUCAACUGGGUCGCUCAGACGGCGGCGAUCAUCGCCGAAGCUCUGACCUCCUCCUCCGACCCCGCGGAGCAAGGAGGUGCAUCUGGGGGUCAGAGGUCAGCAGGAGCAGCAGAGGUCUCAGCUGCUUUCUGGAUGGAAGGAGGAGGAGGAGCAGCAGAAGGAGGUGAAGAUCAGAAAGUCGUUCCUGCUGAAACCCAAACGGGAGGAGGAGGAGGAGAAGGAGGAGAAGGAGCAGGAGGAGGAGGAGACCAGAGAGUUGUUCCUGCUGAAACCCAAACGGGAGGAGGAGGAGGAGAAGGAGAAGAAGGAGGAGGAGAAGGAGCAGGAGCAGGAGGAGAAGGAGAAGAAGCAGGAGGAGGAGGAGACCAGAGAGUUGUUCCUGCUGAAACCCAAACCACAGCAGGAGGAGGAGCUGAUGGGCCGGCCAGCCCUCCAAUCAGAGGGCUCCAUGCAGAGCCCCCCGCCCACACAGACUGCCCCCCCCCUCAGGGUCCAGGUACAGACUGCAGACCUCCACAGACCCCGUCCUGAGAGUCCAGGUGUCCUCAGUCUGUCAGCUGAUCAGGGGGUUUGAUCGGUGAUUGGCUGAUCCUUUUUAUUUCUGAUAUCAAACAAACAAGCGAUAACGAAGCUGAGGCUCGCGGCCCCGCAGGAGGUCCCAGGGGGUCACCUGAGGGGUCACCUGAGGGGCCUUGAAAUGGAUCACUGGAGACCAGAUCCGGUCCAGACAGACCACCAGUGAGAUCCAUACGACGCCAAUAAAGAUCAAACCCUAACCCUCAAAUUGA
Molecule: messenger RNA, 3611 nt
Organism: Pseudoliparis swirei
Lineage: Eukaryota; Metazoa; Chordata; Actinopteri; Perciformes; Liparidae
Gene: tmem259
Product: transmembrane protein 259
Exons: 12
Coding region: 1078-3354 (758 amino acids)
Biological process (GO): response to endoplasmic reticulum stress; positive regulation of ERAD pathway
Cellular component (GO): endoplasmic reticulum
Source: RefSeq, a predicted model, not a curated record